GAAUCAAAUUCAAACAGAUCGAUGUGUCAUGACCCUCAUUAUAGAACCGAACAAAGUCAGAUUUUCACAGAGGAGUAAAAGAUCUUCCAUCCUGUCUGAUGACAGGCAGUUUGUGGGGCCCGACUCUCGUCAGGAUCAAACCUCAAGCCUGGAGGAGAGCAGCAGUGGGUCCGGCCCCUGGCAGACUGCUAGUCUAGCUGAGUCCUGGGCAUCCAUUAGCGACAUGGAGCCAGAGCUUGGAAGUGAGAUUGUCCUAGUUCAAGAGGACCACAGUGAAAACCACUUCUCCGCCUCUGACAACAUCAUCCACCUAGAGGUGGAGCUCCAUCAGAGGGCGGAGUCAGAAGAGGAGGAGGAGCUUCAGAGCAGCGUGCUGAGCAUGAUUGGCAGUGAGAAGGAGCUGGAAGAGAUUGGAGAACGUCCUGCAGACUCAGAUCUCAAGCCUCCAGAGACUGUGGAGCUCCUGAUGUGUGUGGUGGAGGAAAUUGAGGCAGAGAUGGAUUCAGAGCCAGUUUUCACUCACACUCCUCUUCUGUCUGAGCCUUUAGAUUUUACGCUGGCUUCGGUUCCCAUACCUGAAAUCAUCUCACAGGUUUUAGAUAAUCUCCCACCCUCCACACUCACACACUCAGAGGAACCUCAUGCCUCUCAAUCAGGCUCUAUUAAUGCACCUAGUGUGUCAGCGUCAUCUUCAGAAGAGGUUGUUCCAAAGGCAGACCCGCUUUCAGCCGCACCCUUUGAACUCCCUGUACUGCUGGUUAGUGGCGCCGCCCUGGUGGCGGUAAUGGCAAUACUUACAUUUAACUUGAUUAGAAAGUAGCUGUAGAUCUUUUGAAUAGUUUCAAAAUUGUAGAACAAUUCAACAAAUUGUAUUACUGAUUAUGUGAUAUAAAAAAUUAGAAGGUUAUUAAAUAUUGUCGCUUGUCUUAUUUUGUAUUUUUACACACAUACACACAGACUAAACACAAUCUGAGACUCUGGA
Molecule: messenger RNA, 982 nt
Organism: Sinocyclocheilus anshuiensis
Lineage: Eukaryota; Metazoa; Chordata; Actinopteri; Cypriniformes; Cyprinidae
Exons: 2
Coding region: 29-820 (263 amino acids)
Source: RefSeq, a predicted model, not a curated record